This is a messenger RNA of Impatiens glandulifera, 1718 nucleotides long. Its product is annotated as myosin-binding protein 7-like. The transcript is spliced from 4 exons. The record is from RefSeq and is a predicted model, not a curated record. Lineage: Eukaryota; Viridiplantae; Streptophyta; Magnoliopsida; Ericales; Balsaminaceae. The coding region runs from base 173 to 1558 and encodes 461 amino acids.
UGAAUGAAUAAAGGAAAUGGUCAAGUCAUAAAUCUCUGAUAAAUCUCAUCUUCAUUGAAGAUCAAGAGAAGACGCUUCCAAAAAUAGGAUUCUCUCUCUGCAUUCUCGUCGUUUAGCAGGAGAAGAAGGAAGAGAGGUCCGCCUGCAAUCUUUCAUCAGGUUAGGGUUACAGAUGGAUUCAGAACGUUUACCUCCACGUCCUGCGUCUUCUACAGUUAGAUGUUACGACGGUGGCGGUAAUGGUGGUGGAGGUGUAGCUGAUGGUAGUUGUUCUUUAUUAAUGCAUAGAUCUUAUUCAGGAACCUGGCUUCGAUCAGUAGAACGAAAACACUACGAAUUUAACGAAGGAAACGAUGCUACUAUUUCGAUUGGGGAUCUCACAUUUCAGAAUGUCCCUCGCAUUGAAAUUGAAAAUGAAUGCAUUGCAUUACGCGAUAUGAUUACAACUCAACAACAAUCCAUGCGAAACCUUUCUGUUGAAUUGGAAGCAGAACGAAACGCUUCAUCAUCCGCAGCAAACGAAGCAAUGUCGAUGAUUCUCAGGCUACAGAGGGAGAAAGCAGAGGUUAUGAUGGAAAAUCGUCAAUUCAAACGUUAUGCUGAUGAAAAGAUUGCUCAUGAUCAGCAAAAGAUUUCUGCUAUAGAGGAAUUGCUUUACAAGAAAGAUCAGGCUAUUCAAUCUUUAAGCAAUGAGGUGCAGUUUUACAAACAUAGAAUGUUGAGUUACGGACUUAUUGAAUCUGAAUCAGAUGGAGAUUCUGUUCCUCCUCAAUUCGAAUUCCCUCCUAUUUACGAUUAUCCACCUCUCAAAUGCAAUAAAGUUAAUCAACAUCACGUUUAUCCAGAGAUUGAUUACGAUAUACUCGAUUUGGAAUACAGGAUUAAUCAAUUGGAAAAGAGUCCAAGAACAAUUCAUCCAGAUGGAUCUCCUAGAAACCCUAGGCAUUUCAGAAGAAUCUCGACAGGUAGUCCAAGUUCAGUUAUCGCUUCUUCCGAAUCUCCAAGGUUAAUGACUCACAUGAGAAAGAUGGAGAAUGCAUCAGAUCUUGGAGACGACUUCACUAGCGAUAGGAUUUAUACUAUUGACAAUGGAUAUUCGGAAACAAAGCAUGUUCAUAAUAAUGAUAAUGAUAACGAUUUCGAUGAUGAGUGUACGAAUACUAGUAUCGAUGAUCAAGAGAUCAAGAAACUUUACAUGAGACUUUAUGCUCUUGAGGCUGAUAGAGAAUCAAUGAGGCAAGCAAUCAUUUCUAUGAGAGCUGAUGAUGAACAAUUUGUAUUAUUGAAGGAGAUUGCUGAAAAUCUCUAUAAAGACAAGUUACCUGUUACAAGGAAUAUGAUCAUUCCUGUAAAGAAGAAACAAUCUCUUCUUAAGAGAUUUUCCUUCAUCUCCAUAUUCUUCAAGUGGAUUUUUUCGUUCAUAUUCGGGAGAAAGCUAGAACUUCGCUGCAAGUACUUUUUUGGAAUAUCGGCUAGUAGUGUGGGACUAUUGAUGCUUCUUGAGAAGGGUUGUCGGGUUGGACGACGAAGAUAUUUACCGUCGAAUACGAAUCCUUGAAGAUUAUUUCAUUCAUUUUUGUGUCGAAUUGGAUAUUUUUUAGUUCAUUGUUAAUACUCUAGAUUGAUUCAUUUGUUUUGUAAAAGAAAUUAGAGUAUUUUUUAAAAGGAUAUAUAUAGUUUGUUUUGGUUAUUCUGCCAGAGAUAGAGCAAGACUUUCU